This is a messenger RNA of Oncorhynchus keta (chum salmon), 4108 nucleotides long. Its product is annotated as phosphatidate cytidylyltransferase 2. The record is from RefSeq and is a predicted model, not a curated record. Gene Ontology annotation, cellular component: endoplasmic reticulum membrane. Gene Ontology annotation, molecular function: phosphatidate cytidylyltransferase activity. The coding region runs from base 349 to 1443 and encodes 364 amino acids. The transcript has 13 exons. NCBI's taxonomy places the organism in Eukaryota, Metazoa, Chordata, Actinopteri, Salmoniformes, Salmonidae.
ACAAUAAAUGCGGUCUUUGAGUGCCAGGUUCGGGGAUAGGUCUGUGUGGAAAGCAGCAUGGAGAGGGAGCGCGAAGAGAGAUGACUCACUUAGCGGAGUAAACUAUAAAAAUGGACGUUACACACGACGUAUCACAUUUAACAAACCAACAUUCAAAUACCAUUAUAAAAGGGAUCUGAGAAUGAGGGGAAAGCAGAGGGGGCGUCUGAAAGCGAGACCAAGCCUGAUACAGGGCUCCCGGAGGUGCCUGUCCCUGCUGAUGACACCCCUGAGGUUCUCAAUAAAGCCCUAUCUGGACUGUCCUCCCGAUGGAAGAACUGGUGGGUGCGAGGGAUCCUGACUCUGGCCAUGAUCUCCUUCUUCUUCAUCAUCAUCUAUCUGGGCCCCAUGGUGCUCAUGCUGAUUGUGCUGUGUGUGCAGAUCAAAUGCUUCCAGGAGAUCAUCCACAUCGGUUACAGUGUGUACCACUCCUACCACCUGCCCUGGUUCAGAACGUUGAGUUGGUACUUCCUGCUCUGUGUAAACUACUUCUUCUACGGAGAGACGGUGACAGACUACUUCUUUAAUCUGGUGCAGAGGGAGGAGCCGCUGCGCAUCCUCAGCAAAUACCACCGCCUCAUCUCCUUCGCUCUGUACCUCACAGGUUUCUGCAUGUUCGUGCUGAGCCUGGUGAAGAAACACUACCGUCUGCAGUUCUAUAUGUUUGGCUGGACUCAUGUAACUCUGCUGAUCGUAGUGACCCAGUCCCACCUCAUCAUCCACAACCUGUUUGAGGGAAUGAUCUGGUUCAUCGUGCCCAUCUCCUGUGUGAUCUGCAAUGACAUCAUGGCCUACAUGUUUGGCUUCUUCUUUGGACGUACUCCACUCAUUAAGCUGUCUCCUAAGAAGACCUGGGAAGGCUUCAUCGGCGGAUUCUUUUCUACUGUUGUGUUUGGGAUCAUGUUGUCCUAUGUGAUGGCAGGCUACAGCUUCUUUGUGUGUCCAGUGGAGUUCAACAGCGACCAUAACAGUUUUGAGGUGGACUGUGUGCCCUCUGAUCUGUUCCAGCUACAGGACUAUGCCCUGCCGGCCACCCUCGAGUCCCUCACUGGAUGGCCCACAGUGCGCCUCUACCCAUUCCAGAUUCACAGCAUCUCCCUCUCUGCCUUUGCCUCCCUCAUGGGACCCUUCGGAGGCUUCUUUGCCAGCGGCUUCAAGAGGGCCUUUAAGAUCAAGGACUUUGCCAACACCAUCCCCGGUCACGGUGGCAUCAUGGACCGCUUCGACUGCCAGUACCUCAUGGCCACGUUUGUCAAUGUCUACAUCGCCAGCUUCAUCAGGGGCCCUAACCCUGCCAAGGUGGUUCAGCAGCUUUUAGCCCUGCGCUUGGACCAGCAGCUCAACAUCUUCAACUCCUUAAAGAGCCACUUGAUAGAGAGGGGUCUGCUGGAGGAUGUAGCCUAGGGCUCUCACGGCCAGCCCAAGGUCACCCUACUGGGCACAUAGAGAGGAGGGCAGCGCCUGGCACCAGAAAGCCCUGGAGGUGUGGGAGAAGAAGUGUGGUGCUCGUAUGAGCAAGAACACAUCUGAGAAAGUAACUCAAUUCUUUGGGUUAUUCAAUUUUUCUGUGUGACAGAGGGAGGGAGUGUAUAUAGUAUGAAAGAAGGUGUGUCCUAAACUGUUUUCCUUUGUCAGUGUUUCAGGUUGUUUUUGUGAGUAAAUUUGUCAGCUAUAGUAUCUACAACACAGUGAUGCCACUUGAUCUGUGUACCACAAUGAGGUCAGGUAUACAUGUGUGUGAAUAUUUUAUGGUACAUAUAUUUUGUGUUUUAAUGCACUGCUCAAAAUAGUCACACUGUAUCGUCCUCUUCAUCUGCCACAAUUUUAUUUGCUUCAUUCAUCGUAAUAAUUGUAUUUAUAAUUUUUUAUUUUACCUUUUAUUUUACUAGGCAAGUCAGUUAAGAACAAAUUCUUAUUUUCAAUGACUGCCUAGGAACAGUGGGUUAACUGCCUUGUUCAGGGGCAGAAUGACAGAUUUUUACCUUGUCAGCUCGGGGAUUUGAUCUUGCAACCUUUUGGUGUACUAGUCCAAUGUUCUAACCACUAGACUACCCUGCCGCCCCACCUAUUACAUAAUAUGUGUGGUUGAGUUUUUACAUUGAAAUCUUCCAUUGUAUCCCUGUUUUGUACAGUCAAUGUGAAUUUUACCCGGUAGAGGUUCACUCUGCUAUUGGCACGUCAUGCUGCAUAUCGGUGUAUUUCUGUCUCUGUUACCAUGGAGUGUGUCCCAAAUGGUACCCUAUUUCCUACAUAGUGCACUACUUCUGACCAGAGCCCUAUGUGCCCAGGCAUCAUCAAUAAGAUUCAGGCGCGGCUGGUCAGGGGACCGGAAGAUAAUUACAAAUCAUCUGUAGACUGCAAAUUGACCGCAAGAAGCCCAAGCAGAAAUAAUAUUUGAGUAAAACAUAAUAAUUUAAAACCUUGCUUACAUUUGUAUAAGAUCACAUAUAUUUCCAAAAUUAAAAUCACUGAUUUGCUGAUGUUUUAAGUCAUAUGCCCCCCAAAAACAUGUUUUGCCCAUGGGACAAAUUCAGCUAGCGAGCCUCCAGUUGGGGAACCCUGAUGUAGGGAACAGAGUGCCAUUGUAGACACAUGCUUCACCUGUAGCUUCAUUCACAACCAGCCACACCGUUCUAGGAAGUGGACUGUCUAAAUUGGGGGAAAAACACCACUGGAUUUGACAGGAUUAUUGACUAUCAUUAUUGCUACAAAAUGGAGGUUAAGGGUAAAACAUUCCCUAGGAGCAAUAGAAUACAUGUUUGAAAGAGUAAAAUGACAAAAGGAAUAGUAUAGGAAUGUAUUUUACAAUAUAUUUCAUUGCCAUGUAAUAUUCUACUACAUAAUGGUCUGCCUUAAUGUUAAACUUAAUUUAAAACUAUUGUGAUCUCCUUUUGGUGUGGGAGUUGGACAUCAGGGUUUCAGCUGUGGUUAUUUAUUUUCCAAUCAAGUUCCGUUAUCAGAGAUGACGAUGUGUGAAGGGUCCUUUCAGUUCACGCUGGAUGACAGCCACCAGAGUUUUAUAUACAGUACCAGUCAAAAGUUUGGACACACUUACUCAUUCAAGGAUUUUUCCUAUUUUCUAGAUUGUAGAAUAACACAUAUGGAAACAUGUAGUAACCCAAAAAGUGUUAAGCAAAUUCUUCAAAGUAGCCACCCCUUGCCUUGACAGCUUUGCACACUCUUGGCAUUCUCUCAACCAGCUUCAUGAGGAAUGCUUUUCCAAAUGUCUUGAAGGAGUUCCCACAUGCUGAGCACUUGUUGGCUGCUUUUCCUUCACACUGUGGUCCAACUCAUCCAAGAAAAUUAAGAAAAACCCUGGAAUGAGAAGGUGUGUCCAAACUUUUGACUGGUAAUGUGUUUAUAUAUAGAUCUCUAUAAAUGCUAUACACUAUAUGCCCUCUUUAUUUCUGGCUCUGACUGCCACUGUUGAGGUUCUCAUAGGAAUGUGAGAUGGGACACCAUCCAUGUUUACAUCAGCUAUUGUAAUGGAUGAAUAGAUAGUUACAAAUGGCCACCAGGCGUUAUCUAUUUUGUUACCUGCCCUGCUGGUAUAAUAUAUGUUUGUAAACGGCUCCUAAGAGGCAGAUUUGUUCAACUGUUAGAGUGUUGCAUAGAAAACACCAGGAUGGUGGGGUGAAGGGAUCAUGCUGUCUGUUCAGUGUCCAAAGCUAUGGGACUGUAGUGAAGGAUAUGACUCAAUAUUAGGAAGGUGUUCCUAAUGUUUGGUAUACUCAGUGUAGUGUAUUACUUGAGAACUAUGUGCCCUGGUCAAAAGUAGUGCACUAUAAAGGGAAUAGGGUGCCAUUUAGGAUGCAGACACACUCACAGAUAGUUGCCGUCGUUACACAUCCCUUUGGGUUGCGAACAAUCAGUAACAGGAGGCUGCUGAGGGGAGGACGGCUCAUAAUAAGCCAGUAGUAAUACACAAUACCAAAAUCACUGACAAUCUCACAGAUUUUGUUAAGCUACUUUUAAUGCUGUUGAUGUUUUUCCUCUUGUUGCCAUUGUGAGAUCACCACCAAGUGACUUUCAAUUUGUGGUCACUUCCAACAUAAAUGGUUGAACUCUU